Schistosoma intercalatum is the source of this 1526-nucleotide messenger RNA. NCBI's taxonomy places the organism in Eukaryota, Metazoa, Platyhelminthes, Trematoda, Strigeidida, Schistosomatidae. The record is from the annotation of a GenBank genome assembly.
AUGUCAGUAACUAUUUACUUUAUAACAAAUUGCAUUACAAAGAUAUUGGACAAACGAGUUUCGACGUCAAACUCUGCCGCGCAAUGUGGUUUGUUUUGCUACUCCGGUCUAAUGAACCCAUAUGGAAACAUUAUUGAGGGGAUUGGAAAUGAAUUACUUUUUGUCAUCAGUUGUAUGGGAACGAUUUUAUUUCUUAUUGCGGCUUGGAUCUCUACAAGGGUCAACUGGGAGUUGAUGCCUGUUAGAAUAACCUUGCUCCGCCAUCCUCACAGAAACCAUGAUACUGAAACAGAAACGACAAAUGCAUCAGGAACUGUACAACCUGACAACAUCGACUCAUCGGGUAAUAUUUUCUCAGAAACUUCGGGUUCUAGUUCCGAGGAUGAAAUCGAUUCCGAUACAUGCAUUCACAAACGUUCAUCUGUUCAGACUUCAAUCACUUCAAAUGAUCAAAGAAAUUCAUCUUCAUCCGAUGAGGAAUCGAAAACGAGUAGAACAAAAGAAAAAGGACAAAUUAAUUCUACAUCUUGUUUUAAUGGACAUUUAGUCAUAAAAUUGCAAUAUCUUAAUGAAGAAUCACGUUUUGUACAUGCAUCUCCCACUAUGUCUGUUAAUCGUUUUAAGAAGAAACACUUUGUAGAUGAAUUAAUCAAUCAGAAAAAGAACGUCAGGCUUAUCUUUCAAGGCCGAGAGUUACUGGAUGUUUUACAAAAUGAAGCAAAUUUUCAUAGUAGUGGAAGACCAAAACGUCAAAGAUUAUGUGACUAUGGUAUAACUGAUGGCUCAACAAUUCACUGUCUUGUUACAACUCCUGUUGUAUCAUCACCUACCAGGUCAUCCUCGGUAAACGAUUCCGGAAACACAGGACGUAAUUUCGCUUUCCCAAGUUCUUCCAGCGAUUCAAUGUUAACUGAGUUUGAUAUAGGUACUAGGCUUAUGAAACCACUUUUCGCUUUCCUCCUACUUUUCACUUGGUUUUUUAGGAUUGUCUAUAGACAAUAUUUUAAUUCAUUGUCUACGUUUGCUUUAGUAACAUUAACAGUGUUCUUUUGUGGAGCCGUAUUUACUGCUACUCUUGUGAAUGCUGUCUCGACAAUAGCUUCAUUAUUUGGUUUUCCAAGCAGUAAUGAACUGUCAAAUCAACAAUCAGAAAAUCCAACCAACCAACCUAACUCACCCGAUGUACAAGUUUUAACUGUAACUAUGGUUGCACGUCGUAUUCCACCUCAAACACCUGUAAACCAAACAAACAGUACUUCAUUUUUUCUGGGGGAAUCAGCCCAUAGUCAUCAAAUUAUUGUUGAUGAGCCCAAUAAUGAUUCUCAAGCAAGAACAGACUAACUGCUGAGAUAUCUUUACCUGUAUUUAUUUUAUUUUAUCAUUGUAUUCUUUGGUUCACUUUAGAUGUUUGUUAUAAGUUACUAAAUGUGUAUUUCUCUCCUGCUUUUUAAGCAGAAGUUGCCAUUCUUGUACAUAUGAUUCAGUUUGUCCUGAUUUCCUACUUAAUUAGAUGCAUUCAAUCAAUA